GUCGUUGGGCCACGGGCACGCGAUGCCCUUCUCGCCGUACCCCUUGAAGUCACGGGGGUAGCCGUAGUCCGGGUGGGCAUAGUAGGCCUCAGGCAUGGCGGCGGUUCUGCUUCCUUCGACGGAGUGUGUCUCUUGAGUGUCGAUUGACAAAGGUUCGAUUGGGAGGGAUAUUGAAUAAUGGUCGUGAUGGGGGGGCAGCGGGAGGUUUCGAAAGGUUCCAACACACCUGGGACGAACAAUGGACACGGAUCUCUUUUAUUUUCUCCCUUCAGAUACCAGGCCGCCUCUUGUUCAUCAUCUAUUAUCUGGCCCCGUCACUGCAAUAGGCCUUCGAGCCCUCCCGCCCCUGAUAGCCCAGACAUCGGCCUAUCUCAUCCGAGGGGGAGAGAGAGGGGGGGCGCAAUCGUCUGUCGGGCGAACCCAAACCGCAUCGCAUCGCGGGGCCGCGCAUGCGCACACUAUUCCGGACUACCUGCGACGGGCAAGCGUGUGUUUGGGUCCCGCGAAACCCCGCGAGAUUGGCGCCCGUUAUCGACCUCCAAUGCAGCCUGCAGCGCGUUAUCGAACGGCGACGCGCACACCUGGCUUCGCCCAGAUCUUCCGUCACCUGCCCUCAUGCGACUAGGUACAGGACCCGGGUCCGCCGCGCAUCGGAUCAAAGAAACCGUUGGAGAGCAUUCGGAGACGUGCGUGCCUCUAACCCCCUCCCCCCCCCCGUCCCAGGGGUGUUGAUAAGGACGCGGGGUCGAACCGGUCUCGUUGGAGGUGGGGUUCGUCAGCGGCCGCGGAUAACGUCGCCAGAUGGGUCGGAGGUGGUGAUAACGAUGGGGUAAUGCGGGUUGAUGCAGCGCCCAGGCUCGCGUUUCGUGGGUAAUGUAAUCCGAUCGCUGGAUCGGGAUACGGGCGACGACGAUCGAGUGGCAGGAAUGGGAGUAAGAGAGAACAAAAUACUUGUACGCGUUCCGUCAUCCGCAACA
Colletotrichum navitas is the source of this 977-nucleotide messenger RNA. RefSeq lists its product as uncharacterized. The record is from RefSeq and is a predicted model, not a curated record. The transcript has a single exon. The coding region runs from base 178 to 732 and encodes 184 amino acids. NCBI's taxonomy places the organism in Eukaryota, Fungi, Ascomycota, Sordariomycetes, Glomerellales, Glomerellaceae.